Ananas comosus (pineapple) is the source of this 3122-nucleotide messenger RNA. Its product is annotated as probable inactive ATP-dependent zinc metalloprotease FTSHI 2, chloroplastic. The record is from RefSeq and is a predicted model, not a curated record. The annotation marks the transcript as partial. Gene Ontology annotation, cellular component: chloroplast thylakoid. Lineage: Eukaryota; Viridiplantae; Streptophyta; Magnoliopsida; Poales; Bromeliaceae. Gene Ontology annotation, molecular function: metalloendopeptidase activity; ATP-dependent peptidase activity; ATP binding. The transcript is spliced from 12 exons. Gene Ontology annotation, biological process: proteolysis.
UUGCCUCUUCGAGCUUCCUCCUCCUCCUCCUCCUCCUCCUCCUACAUCGUCUCUCGCACCUCGAACCCCUCCGACGGUUCCGAUGAGAAUGGACCCAAAAGAGCUACUAUAAGGCUCCUCCAAUUCUCCGUAACCCUAACGGUGAUCUCCGCCUCGCUUCCUCAACCCCGGGCGCUCGCCAAGGUGGCGGAGAAGAAGCGCCCGCCGAAGCGCGCGGCGGAGGCCCUCUCCGCCGAGGAGCUUCGGUCGUGGACCCGCGGCCUCCCCACCGUGGGCGACCGGAUCCCCUACACCGAGAUUUUGAGCCUUAGGGCGGAGGGGAAGCUCAAGCACAUCAUCAAGCUCCCCUCGGCGAGCUUGCGCCGACGGCCCGACCCGGUACUUGUUGUUUUGGACGAUUCUAGGGUUUUGAGAACGGUCCUCCCCACGGUCGAGAGAGAUGAGAGGUUUUGGGAGAGGUGGGAUCAAUUGCAGCUUAAUUCCCUUUGCAUCAAUGCUUAUACUCCCCCGGUUCAAAAACCGGAUGUUCCCGCGCCUUACUUGGGCUGGUUGGCGAGGAUUCCGAUGCAGUUAUUGUCGUUGAUGAAGCCUAAGCCGAAGUCGAAGCGGGUGCUGGAGCUCGAGAAGGCGAGGAAGGAGCUUGCGGAGAGGAGGCGAGCUGAGCUUGCUAGGGUAAGGCAGGAGAGGGAAGCCAUGGAGAAGGCUCUUAAAGCUCAGAAGAAGGCUGAUGACCGGAAGCGGAGGCUCGAAAUGAGGAAGGCUAAUUAUGAGCAGUCACUCCGGCAAGCGAGAAGGAACUACCAGCAGAUGGCCAACAUGUGGGCUGACAUGGCCAGGGACAAAAACGUCGCGACCGCCAUUGGGGUUUUGAUCUUCUACGUCUUUUACCGGACGGUCGUGCUUAAUUAUAGGAAGCAGCAGAAGGAUUAUGAAGAUAGACUGAAAAUUGAGAAGGCGGAGGCUGAGGAGAGGAAAAAGAUGAGGCAGUUGGAGAGGGAAAUGGCGGGGCUAGAAGGGACCGGGGAUGACGAGGACGAGGAGAAAGGAAGCGAGCAGAAUCCUUACCUUAAGAUGGCAAUGAAAUUCAUGCGGUCGGGUGCUCGGGUGCGGCGCGCGCACAGCAAGAGGCUGCCGCAGUACAUGGAGAGGGGCGUUGAUGUCAAGUUCAGUGAUGUUGCUGGUCUAGGGAAUAUAAGGCUUGAGCUUGAGGAGAUUGUUAAGUUUUUCACGUUAGGGGAGAUGUAUCGGCGGCGAGGAGUGAAGAUUCCUGGUGGCAUACUAUUAUGCGGGCCUCCUGGAGUGGGUAAAACGUUAUUAGCGAAAGCUGUUGCUGGCGAAGCAGGUGUAAACUUCUUCUCAAUUUCAGCUUCACAAUUUGUGGAAAUAUAUGUUGGUGUAGGUGCAUCUCGUGUUCGUGCACUUUAUCAGGAGGCAAAAGAGAACGCCCCUUCAGUUGUCUUCAUUGAUGAGUUAGAUGCUGUUGGAAGAGAACGUGGUCUAAUUAAAGGUUCUGGCGGACAGGAACGAGAUGCCACCCUUAAUCAGCUCCUUGUAUGCUUGGAUGGGUUUGAAGGAAGAGGAGAAGUCAUCACCAUCGCUGCAACCAAUAGGCCAGAUAUUCUUGAUCCAGCACUUGUGAGGCCUGGGCGAUUUGACAGGAAAAUAUAUAUUCCAAAGCCAAGCCUCAUAGGUCGAGUUGAGAUUCUCAAGGUCCAUGCUCGGAAAAAGCCAAUGGCUGAUGAUGUAGAUUAUAUGGCUGUUGCUAGUAUGACCGAAGGAAUGGUUGGUGCUGAAUUAGCAAAUAUAGUAGAGAUUGCUGCCAUAAAUAUGAUGCGAGAUGGCAGAUCUGAGAUAACAACUGAUGACUUGUUGCAAGCAGCACAAAUAGAAGAGAGGGGAAUGCUGGAUAAGAAGGAUAGGAGUUUGGAUAUGUGGAAACGACUAGCUCUUAACGAGGCAGCUAUGGCUGUUGUCGCUGUGAACUUUCCCGAUCUAAAGAAUAUUGAGUUUGUAACAAUUGCACCUCGAGCUGGCAGAGAAUUGGGAUAUGUGCGAGUGAAAAUGGAUCAUAUGAAGUUUACAGAAGGAAUGCUUAGUCGACAAUCUCUUCUUGAUCACAUUACUGUUCAAAUUGCUCCUCGUGCUGCUGAUGAAAUCUGGUAUGGUGAGAGUCAGUUGAGUACAAUUUGGGCAGAGACAGCGGAUAAUGCCAGGUCAGCUGCACGGAGCUUCAUCCUUGGUGGCCUAUCUGAGAAGUAUUAUGGUUUAUCUGAUUUCUGGGUUGCAGAUCAUAUUAAUGAAAUUGAUUUGGAGGCUCACCGAAUUCUAAAUAAAUGCUAUGAGCGAGCAAAAGAGAUUCUACAGCGAAACCGAAAGCUCAUGGAUUUUGUGGUUGAUCACUUGGUCGAGAAGAAAAGUCUAACCAAGAAAGAAUUCUUCCAGUUGGUCGGAGAACAUGGUCAUCUUGAGCUGAUGCCACAAAAUAUCGUCAAUAUUAGGAAUACCAAACGGAUGCAAUUUCAAGAACUAAUGAUGACUCAGAAGGGUUCAGCUCAAGAGAGCCGUACAUGACAUACCAAACAAGCAUUCUGUAGGUAGAUGGUUUCCAUGCAGCUAAGUUGGCAUUAUAUUCUUUGACAUUGCCAGUAGAAACUAAAGUCGCCCCGUAGAGGCUAGUCGGAAGGCUCUCAUUGAAUGGCUACUUGAAGAGGUGUUUUCGAGAUCACACUGGCGUACUCUGCACUUGGUUGCUAUUCGUGCACCAAAAAAAACUUAUCCCAAAACGCUGCUCUUUCCUUGGCGGGAGUGGCUGAUCGAUUGUGAAGUCGAGAAUUCGCAUUAAAGCUUUGCGCUAGUGUCAACUGUUGUACGACAAUUUUGUUGUUUUCAGAGAUUGUAAGGAGAUGGUGGGGAUUUUAUCCAUUAUGAGUAGAUUUUGGUGCUUUUUUUUUCCUGCUCUGUUCUUUACAGGUGUUUAAACAAACGUAAUUUUCUCUCUUCUGUGGAUUAAUUCUGGUGAGAGUUGAGUUGAUGGUACAAGUUGUGUCAAGUGACUGUAAAAGUUAAUAGUGUACUGUUAUUUGAUUAGUUAAUCAAUUAGUUAAUCAUCAAUAUUCCGUGAA